AUGAAACAUUCUUAUCAACCUCUUAGCGAGGACACAAAAGCACCAGAAAACUGUGAACACGAAGAAAUGUUCAAUUUCAAUCCUUUUGCUGAACCACCAUUGACAAAUAAUUCAUCUGAGCAAACACCAUCCAGAUCUUCUUUUGGUGAAGAUUCAAACAUCAACGGAGAAGAAGAACAGCAAGAAGAGGGAGAAACAAAUGACCCCAAAGUUGAUCAGAGGAGGAAGAAGAAAGAAGAAGGAGUUUCUUUUUGUUUAACUAUAGCCGCAAUUUUGGUAUUUGUAUCUUACAAGUUGAUUAAGAUUGGGAAUACUGGGGCCCAAUUGGCAGGUGUCACUGGUUUCAAUACUUCCAUAUUUUUGAUUCUUGUUGCUAUAUUUAUGGUAAUGAAUGAUGAAGCAGCAUUUGGUAAAUUAAAGUUUUGGAAAGCCGUGGGAUUAAUAGGGUUGAUUAUGCUGCUUAUUGAGUUUAUUUCUGUGUUUUUCAUGACGCUUAUUGUUGUUCAGACAUAG
Molecule: messenger RNA, 513 nt
Organism: Lodderomyces orthopsilosis Co 90-125
Lineage: Eukaryota; Fungi; Ascomycota; Pichiomycetes; Serinales; Debaryomycetaceae
Exons: 1
Coding region: 1-513 (170 amino acids)
Source: RefSeq, a predicted model, not a curated record